Molecule: messenger RNA, 519 nt
Organism: Trichoderma citrinoviride
Lineage: Eukaryota; Fungi; Ascomycota; Sordariomycetes; Hypocreales; Hypocreaceae
Product: Acireductone dioxygenase
Exons: 3
Coding region: 1-519 (172 amino acids)
Molecular function (GO): acireductone dioxygenase [iron(II)-requiring] activity
Source: RefSeq, a predicted model, not a curated record
AUGAAGGCAUACAUGUACGACAACCUGCCGGGCGACCAGCGUCUGCCUCACGACUCGGGCCGCCAGGUGACGGCAGAGGACCUGGCCGGCCUGGGCGUACUGUACUACCGCUUCCCCGAGACGAGCGACGUCGAUGCCCUGGCCGCCGAGCGCGGGUACCGGAACCGCGACGAAAUUGUCGUGUCGCCCGAGAAGAUGGGCGACGUCUACGAGGACAAGGUCAAGAUGUUCUUCCACGAGCACCUGCACGAGGACGAGGAGAUUCGCUACAUCCGCGGCGGCCAGGGCUACUUUGACGUGCGCAACAAGGGCGACGAGUGGGUGCGCAUCCAGCUGGAGAAGGACGAUCUCAUCAUCCUGCCCGCGGGCAUCUUCCACCGCUUCACCACGGACGAGUCCAACUACGUGCAUGCCAUGAGACUCUUCAAGGAUGAGCCAAAGUGGACGCCCUUGAACCGCGCUCCGGAGCUGGACAGCAACAACUUCCGCAAGGAAUAUGUCAGCCAGUACCUCAACUAA